Messenger RNA from Paralichthys olivaceus (Japanese flounder), 4399 nucleotides. It is a transcript of the gene ajuba, whose product is annotated as ajuba LIM protein. Gene Ontology annotation, molecular function: transcription corepressor activity. Gene Ontology annotation, cellular component: nucleus; P-body; transcription regulator complex. The record is from RefSeq and is a predicted model, not a curated record. Gene Ontology annotation, biological process: regulation of DNA-templated transcription; response to hypoxia; cytoskeleton organization. Lineage: Eukaryota; Metazoa; Chordata; Actinopteri; Pleuronectiformes; Paralichthyidae.
CACACACUUCACAAGAUGCAGAUGUGGAGCCACAUGAGGGCCCACAAAGGAGGCCCUCCACCACCGUAGGUCACUCUCAAGUGUCCUGGAUGUGUGUCUCCAUCAUUUCCUGUCUGGAUCCACACUGAGGUGAACUACACCAGUGAUUCUCCACCAAUCCAAUGGCUCCUUCUCCACCACAGUCCCCCUGCGCCUGUGGAUCCUCCACAUAGAGGCCGAGGACCCCGAGGACUUGAGUCAUGUAACCACCCUGAAAUGUCUUAAAGCUUUAAUUUAUCUGUUUUUGUAUUUAUUGUGUGUGUGUGUGUUUGUGUGUAUAUAUAUAUAAGUGGUCCAUUUUUUUUUAAAUUUAGCUUUGAGCUACUUCAAAGGCCAGUUUUUAAAAACUUCUUAUUAUAGUAUUUGAUUUGUUAUUAUAGUAUUUGAACGCUGACAUUUCAAUUGUCGUAGUAAAAGCUGUAUUUCUUUAUUCUGCUGCUGUAACUUCCAAGGAGAAGCUGUGAGACUUGACUGUGCCCAGACAGGUAUUUAAACACACACACACACAGGAGAAGGCUUCAUCAUGGACAGGCCCAUCAGCAAGUUACUGGAGAAGUUAAAGCUCACAGACUCGGGCAGUGUGAAAUUCAACAGUUCCAAGAAAAAACAGGACUCUGCCAACAACUCCAAUAACAGCAACGCCAACGCUGGCAUCCCUGGAGGAGGAGGAGGAGGAGGAGGUGGUGGUGGCGGGGGCAGCGGUCUGCCACCAGCUCCCGGCUCUGCAGCUGCCUCGCCCUCCAGACCUGGCCAGUUCCCGCUUGCCUCUGCAACCACAAGUGAUGCAUGUGUUCCAGCGAGUGGGAGGGGAGGAGGGGGAGGCAUUCCACCCCCUCAGCUCCUCACCUCACCACAGACUUCCGUCACAGUGGGCACCAUAUCUUCAGAUGGGGAGCAGCAGCUUCACCCCUCCACCUUGGCACCGUUGAGGCGUCGCUCCCCCCAGCAGCGAGCUUCCUGUUACCUGGGGGAAGGUGUGGAUUCCCACAUGAGGCGGGAGUCUGGCCUGGGCCCCGAGUGUGACCCUAUGGGGACGUUUGGAUCCAGGACGUCCCUGAAUCAGCGCCGCUACUCCCUGGAGCUGCAGCAGCUGGUCAAACGACAGCAGCUCCUCUCCCAGCCGCCUCCUCUCUCUGUGCCUCCACCGUACCCUGCCGCCGGGGGCUAUGGGUCGGCCCCCAGAGGUGGUCUGGCUGAGACCGGGUACCUCUCUGAGCAUGAGAGGCACAAGCGUCUCUCUCUUCAGGAGGCUCUGUUCUACAAACGCCUGAGCACAGGUAGUGAACUAUGGGAGAGCCCCAGGCCUGCGUCCCUCUCUCAUCCACCACAUCGCCCCUCUGAUGUGACUGGAGGAGGUGUAGGAGGAAGCUUCUUCUACCCUCCAGGGCCGACUGGGAGCCCAUGCUCGUCUUUCAGCCUCCAGGAGUCGGUGCUGGUCAGCCCCAGGUCCAGCUUCGCCUCGAGCACGGCCAGCGGCGGCGGGGGUGGGAGCCCCAUGGGGAGCCGCUGUAGCAGCAACCGGACCAGCGGCAUCAGCCUGGGCUAUGACUCCCGGUACUCUGCCUCUGGAGGACUCCCUCCACAGCAGCCGUCCCCCUCUAUGCAGUCAGGGAUGUGUGUGGCUGGUUACGGCGCCCCAGGAAGGGCUGGGGUUACCCCUGUAGAGGCCUGGACUCAAUACCUGGACGGAGGGAUGCGUGCAGGGGCCCACGAUAGUCGACACUCUUACCCACCUGCUGUAGGAAGCCCAGCGGCUGCAUGUUACCAGGGUGGCCCAGAGUGGUGGGAUGAGCAGCAGGUGGGGGCGAGAGGCAAAGAGGGGGGUGUGAUGGGAGAGAGGGCCCGCUACUCAGACCUGCCCGGCACCCGCUACCAGGAAGAGCUCACCCGACUUCUACUGAGAGAUGCAGCGCUGGAGGGCGAGGGGCUCCUGGAGGGCCUGAUGCUGAAAGAGCAGUCCCUCGCCCUGACGGCUCUCUCCAAACCGAGCUCAGCGACACUGGGGCCUUCGUCAGCUGGGGGGCCCGGCAAACCUCAGGAGGACCCUGGAGUCGGACCUGGACGGGAGGCCACGGAGAACCGCCAGGAGUACUUUGGAACCUGUGUGAAGUGUGGGAAAGGCGUGUACGGGGCGGACAACGCCUGCCAGGCUCUGGACAACCUCUAUCACACACGCUGCUUCACCUGUGUGUCCUGUGGACGCACCCUGAGAAACAAGGACUUCUACAAUGUCAGUGGCUCUGUGUACUGUAAAGAGGAUUACAUGUUUUCGGGAUUCCAGGCUGCUGCUGAGAAGUGUAGUGUGUGUGGCCACCUUAUUCUCGAACAGAUCCUUCAGGCUCUCGGGAACUCGUACCAUCCCGGCUGUUUCCGCUGCGUGGUUUGCUCCAAGGCUCUGGACGGCGUGCCUUUCACCGUGGACCAGCACAGCAACAUCUACUGCGUCGCAGACUACAACAAGACUUUUGCCCCCAAGUGUGCUGCCUGUUUACAACCCAUCCUCCCCACUGAGGGCAGUGAAGAGAUCCUCAGGGUCGUGUCUAUGAACAAGGACUAUCACUUUGAGUGUUAUCACUGCGAGGAGUGUUGCAAGCAGCUCUCCGAUAAGCCCGGCUCGCAGUGCUUCCCCCUGGACUCUCAUCUCCUCUGCCACUCCUGUCACAUGAGCAGAGUGUGCACCAACACCACACACAACAUUCCCCCUCACAACACACACUGAUCAGCGUCUAUGCAGCUAACGGGUGUUUUGAAAAAGCUGGUGGUGACGUGUCGUCAGUUCCACUCAGUCAUACGUCGUUUUUUUGUUUCCUUCCCGGAGAUGAAACUGCUGAUAUUGAGACAUUUCCACUGAUUCCCUCGGAUCAGUCCCCUUGUGUCACAUGUACUGCCUGCUGUACUUCUUGUACUAUUACUGUAUCAUAGUUAUAAGGGAACGAAACUCCUGCUUUUUUUUUUUUUUUACCCCAAUGUGGCUACUGUUUGCUGUAGAAGAACAAGGGAUUUUGCUAAACUGUUUUUUUGCUAAAACAUUUUGCACUUAAAUUUGACUUAACUGUAAGAGAUUUGUUACGUGAAUCUGUACAAUUUGGGGAAAAAACAUUUACUUAAUUUCUGUAUGUUGUAAUAAAUAUUUCAUUUUUUGUGUUCCGACAACAGAUGAAGAAUUUGUAGCAGAGGGUUUUCAACAAGUACAAUUUAAGACCAUAAUGAAAGAAAUGUAAAACGAAGGAAAGGCGGAUGUUCCAUAUUGGUUUUUAUUGCAUGCUGCCAAAAUCACUCUUUAAGAUUCUAAAGCACAACAGCAGCAGCGUGAAAUGAGCACUCACCUAAAUGUAUAAUGACGUAGCUCAUAGUGUCUCGACAGAUUUAACUUUUUAAGGCAUAAAAUUCAAGAUCAUUGAAUUGAACGACCCCGUGGAAACCCUGCAAUGUUCAGAAUUGCAAAAUUAAAAGCCUCGUUCAAAGCUUUUCCCUCUAAGUGAUAAAAGGAGGAAUUGAAUGGGUUCUGCGCCAAGUUUCUUGAAAAUCCACCUGGCAGUUUUUGAGUAAUCUUGCUCAAACAAACUGACGAGUGAAAACACAACCUCUCUGGCAGAGGAUAGAUAAUUGUUUAAGUAAUUGCCGAGUGGAACUUUUGAAACAUUCACAGCUUCUCAAGGAGAAAAAUGUGCUGCUGACAUGACAUCAUUAAAAUAAGCAAUUGGAAUAAAUCUUCAAGUAUUUUCACUAUUGUCUGACAAUUUAAAAAUAAAGAGACGAUCAAAACACGAUAAGAAAAAAAAAGACAUCCGGCAGAGAAGCUGAUAACCAAUUUAAAUUUUAUUCAUUUUUAAGUUCUCAGUACAUUCAGCACUUGCAGGAGGAGAAGAAGCAACAAAAUCAAAGUGUUUCAAACCAAAAAACUAAAUUAAAAAUAUUAAAAUUGUAACUACUACUCUAUUAGAAGAUAAACCUUUUAUUUUUUGUUUUUUUUUCCUCUUAAAUAUAUAUAUGAUUGAAAGGUGGUGGGAGGGAUUCAUAAUUGGAGACUUCAGUGCAGGGAAGGUCAGCUUCCUGUAAUAUUUACAGAAUAACCCUCCUCUUGAAUUCCAUCCCAUCCUUGUUAAUCAACCACUUAAGAUCAACUUGGGCGUUUGCAUCGUCUCCUGCACCAUCACAACAUUUACUACCACAUCUCUUUCUAUCGCUUUUUUCUACGUUACAGUAUGAAGAGACUUCAGGAAUCAGUGGGAGAUGAAGGUUCAAAGGUCACCUGCUUUAACACACAAACUUCCAAAGGCAGACAAAAUUAACAAGAUGCAUAAAACAAAUCAACUUUCCUGACGGUGACGACAGCCUGUGACUCUAGUCGUAUAUGUAU